UGCAAGUACGCAACGAACCUCGAGAUAGCAAGUUCUGGAUACUAGACGCUCAUCAUGGGCGUCUAUUGAUCGCAUGAGUCGUCCACGUCGCAUUCGCUUCUCCUCGACUUCCAUCUCCUGCUUGUCGAGCGUUGAGAUCUUAGGGGUUUCUCAGCGGAACCAUUCACCUUCCGCAAGAGAGCAAUUGUUCAUGCUGAUAGAGAUUCCAGUAUUCCUCAAAAGCCAUGUCAGCGUGGAAUUUGGGCACACCGUGGAUGCUCAAGCUCACCAACACCGGGACGACGCGUUGGAGUGUACUUUCUCCUAUCGGUGUCAAAAAUAGGCUGACAAUCUGUUAUCAGAUAUGGCAAGACGCGGUUGCACGACAUCUAAGUUUGGCCUGAAAUAUGUUCGGAUACCUCGAUGAGACAAUCAGAACUGUAACAUGCUUCGCGCAACGAAGAUUCUGCCUUAUGUGGUCUUGCUCUAUAGCUUAGAGGCCCUGAGAAAUGUAGAGGAGGACUCUACUUGCUGUAGCUUCGCAAGCCAUCUUAUAGCACCUCUUUCGCAUCGGGGUGUUCUUUGUGCAUUCUCACAUUCCGACGUUCCUCGAGCUUGGCUGCGUGGAUUACUCCUUUUCCGGUUCCGGCAUCGUGAGUGCCAGGGUCCCCGUCCGAAUCAUCCAGAGAGGAAUCCGCUGCUAUUGAGCUUUUCAUGCGUCUCUCCCUCACGCUGUCAACUUCUCUUCUCACCAACGUAUUUCUGCCUCGACUGUUCGCGCUGCUCCUGGGGAAGUUCUGCCACAAGCCUGCACUCCGUAAUACAUCGACGUCGUCGGCAUUCAUCGCUUGCAAGACUGAGGUCUCAUGAUGUCAAUCAUAUGCUGAUGCGGUCGCGAUCGCUGCGGGGGGCCGUUCGCAGACUGCAGGAUUGCUGGCCUAGAUCUGCCAUUCCUACGGUAUCGAUGAAACGUGCCGUGCUUCGCCCCAUUGAUCUUUCCAUGAAGGCUCCCUCGUGGAUCCGCCGGUUUCUAUUGAAAAUUGGGUGGAUGGCCUGCGCGUUCCGGCUAUCUGGAAUGGCAGAGUCUCAUGACCAGAAUAGCGCCUCAACCCCACGCUACAGCUCUCAUCACCAACAAUGUCCUUUGUGCGUUCUUGCCAGUCCAAUCGGGGUGUCUACGCAGUACAGCCAUGCAUGGUCAACGUGAGUAAGGAAUACGAAGUGUCCUUCGAUCGGGCAACGAUGCGAGCUGUGCGGAGUGCUCUUUUAGCUCUGAUUCUCUGAUGAUACGGAUACGGAACUU
This is a messenger RNA of Laetiporus sulphureus 93-53, 1282 nucleotides long. RefSeq lists its product as uncharacterized. NCBI's taxonomy places the organism in Eukaryota, Fungi, Basidiomycota, Agaricomycetes, Polyporales, Laetiporaceae. The coding region runs from base 425 to 1186 and encodes 253 amino acids. The record is from RefSeq and is a predicted model, not a curated record. The transcript has 3 exons.